Molecule: messenger RNA, 4889 nt
Organism: Phoenix dactylifera (date palm)
Lineage: Eukaryota; Viridiplantae; Streptophyta; Magnoliopsida; Arecales; Arecaceae
Product: nuclear pore complex protein NUP155
Biological process (GO): protein localization to nuclear inner membrane; transcription-dependent tethering of RNA polymerase II gene DNA at nuclear periphery; RNA export from nucleus
Cellular component (GO): nuclear pore inner ring; nuclear pore
Molecular function (GO): structural constituent of nuclear pore
Source: RefSeq, a predicted model, not a curated record
GCUUAAUUUUAAACGCAGCUAUAUAAGCUCCAAACCCGCCUCCAAAACCGGAGAAAACCCUCCCUAAAGCCCUCUACCCGCCUCUCCUCAAAUCCCACCGCCAAUUCUUUUUCCCCCUUCUCUCCUCCCCCUCUCUGCUGCGGCGGAGGGAUUCGUUCCCAGAGAUCGCCCCCGAAUUCUAUAGCUCUUGGAUUUCUAGGGUUUCGUCCUCCCGCCCUCGUCUGUUCUCUUUCUUGGCAAAUAUAAGGAGAUCAGAUGGCGUGGGAGGACGAGGUCAUCGGCCCGGACGUGGCCUCCGCCGGCCUUCUCGUGAGCGAGCGCAUCGGCAAGGACGUCGCCGCGCAGCUCGACCUGGAAGAGGCUCUUGAGGCCUCGCGGUACGCGAGCCACCCCUACUCCUCCCAUCCGAAAGAGUGGCCUCCUUUGGUUGAAGUUGUGGAGACUCGGGAGUUACCUCCUAUGCUAAUUGAGAGAUAUAAUGCAGCCGGUGGAGAAGGAACGGCACUUUGUGGAUUUUUUCCUGAGAUACACCGAGCUUGGGCAUCGGUUGACAAUUCUUUGUUUCUUUGGCGCUUUGAUAAGUGGGAUGGACAAUGCCCUGACUAUAGUGCGGAGGAGCAAGCAAUUUGUGCUGUUGGCCUUGCUAAAUCAAAGCCUGGAAUUUUUGUUGAAGCAAUCCAGUAUCUUUUGGUGCUAGCAACUCCUGUCGAGUUGAUUCUCAUUGGAGUGUGCUGCACUGCUAGUGGGGAUGGAACAGAUCCGUAUGCUGAGCUUUCCUUACAACCUUUACCUGAGUAUACAAUACCAUCAGAUGGAGUCACUAUGACAUGCAUUGCAUGUACGGAUAAAGGUCAAAUUUUCCUGGCUGGCCGUGAUGGACACAUUUAUGAAAUCCAGUACACAACUGGCUCAGGCUGGCGUAAGCGUUGUCGUAAGGUUUGCCUCACCACAGGUUUGGGCAGUAUUAUUUCGAGGUGGGUCUUGCCAAAUGCCCUUAAAUUUGGAGCUGUUGAUCCAAUUGUUGACAUGGUUGUUGAUAAUGAAAGGCACAUCAUUUAUGCACGAACUGAAGGCUCAAAACUACAAGUGUUUGAUCUAGGUGUAAAUGGUGAUGGUCCACUCAAGAAAACUGCUGAAGAGAAAAACUUGAUUGAUCCCCGUGAGACACAGUAUGGGGGUAGACGAUCUGCUGGAUCAAGAGCAGUUGCACGGGCAGCAAAACCGUCAAUAGUUUGCAUUGCACCAUUAUGCACUGUGGAAUCAAAAUGGCUCCACAUGGUUGCUGUUUUGUCCGAUGGCCGGAGACUGUACCUUUCAACUUCUUCAUCAGGUGGAAAUAAUUCUUCUGUUGGUGGUUUAACUGGACUUAAUGCUCUUCAAAGGCCAUCCUGCUUAAAAGUUGUUGCAACCAGGCCUUCACCUCCCUUAGGUGCUGGUAGAACUCAGCCUGAAGAUCUGUCUUUGAAGGUGGAAACAGGUUUUUGUUCUGCAGGAACUCUUGUACUUUCAGAUUCAUCAGCCUCAGCUAUCUCCUCUAUUCUGAUUGUAACCAGGGAUUCAAGUAUGCAAUCAUCUAUUUCCAGUAACUUUGGAAUGGCUGCAAGAAGCUCUCGUGCGUUACGGGAAAUAGUAUCAUCUUUGCCUGUUGAAGGCCGAAUGCUCUGUGUUGCUGAUGUUUUGCCGCUGCCAGAUACUGCAGUCACGGUGCAAUCCUUGUACUCUGAUGCAGAAGCUUUUGCAGGUUUGAGAGAAUCAUCUGAAAAGGCUUCUGGAAAACUUUGGGCUAGAGGAGAUUUGCCAACGCAACAUAUCUUACCUAGGAGGAGGCUUGUUGUGUUUAGCUCCAUGGGUCUGAUGGAGGUAGUUUUUAACAGGCCAGUGGACAUCUUGAGAAGGUUAUUUGAGUCCAAUACACCGAGACAACAAAUAGAAGAUUUUUUCAAUCGUUUUGGAGCUGGAGAGGCUGCAGCUAUGUGUUUAAUGCUGGCGGCAAAGUUAGUAUAUGCUGAAGAAAAUCUUAUAAGCAACACCGUUGUUGAGAAAGCAGCUGAAGCAUUUGAGGAUCCAGGAAUUGUUGGAAUGCCACAACUUGAUGGUACUACUGCUCUGUCGAGUGCCAAAACUCCAGGUGGAGGCUUUAGCAUGGGGCAGGUUGUUCAAGAGGCUGAACCUGUAUUUUCUGGUGCACAUGAAGGACUUUGUUUGUGCUCAUCUAGGUUGCUAUUUCCUAUAUGGGAACUGCCUGUGAUGGUAGUUCGAGGGGAACUGGGCUCUGAUGGUCGAUUUGAAGACGGGGUGGUUGUUUGCAGGCUCUCUGCUGCAGCAAUGAAAGUCCUUGAGGCCAAGAUUCGCUCCUUAGAACAAUUUUUAAGGUCCAGAAGAAACAAGAGACGGGGGCUUUAUGGUUAUGUUGCUGGUCUAGGUGAUUAUGCUGGUUCUAUUCUCUAUGGAACUGGUGUAGAUGUGGGAGCAGGUAGUCAUAAUAAAGGAAGAAAUUUAUUUGCGACACAAACCGAAAAUGCUGAUGCAGGAGAUGGUUUUGCAUCAAAUAAAAGACAACGACUUCUUUACACUUCGGCAGAACUAGCUGCCAUGGAGGUGAGAGCAAUGGAAUGUCUUAGGCGGUUACUCCGAAGAUCUAGCGAAGCACUUUUCUUGCUUCAACUUAUUUCCCAUCAUCAUGUCACUCGCUUGGUUCAGGGUUUAGAUAGCACUCUACGCCAGAAAUUGAUUCAGUUGACAUUCAAUCAGUUGGUAUGUUCUGAGGAGGGCGAUCAUCUUGCCAUGCGACUUAUUGCUGGUCUUAUGGAGUACUACGUUGGUCCAGAUGGCAGAGGCACAGUAGAGGAGAUCAGUAUGAAACUAAGGGAGGGUUGUCCAAGUUACUUCAAUGAGUCUGACUACAAAUAUUUCCUAGCAGUAGAGUGUCUUGAGAGAGCUGCUGUCACUAUGAAAGCUGAUGAGAGGGAAAAUCUUGCUAGAGAUGCUUUCAACCUCUUAAGUAAAAUUCCAGAGUCUGCAGAUUUGAGCACCAUAUGCAAACGAUUUGAAGACUUAAGGUUUUAUGAAGCUGUAGUACGCUUACCACUGCAAAAAGCUCAAACACUUUACUCCAGGGGUCUUGUAGUUGAUGGCAGAAUUGAUCCGAGAACCCAUGAUAGUGCCCUUGCUGAACGUGAACAGUGCUAUGAAAUAAUUAUGAAUGCCCUUCGUUCUUUGAAGGGUGUUGGACAAAGUGGGAUGCAGAGGGACUUUGGCAAUUCUGUCAGACUUCCUGGUGCAGGAUCCGUCCUUGAUCAGGCUUCUCGGAACAGAUACAUAAGACAAAUUAUUCAGCUAAGUGUCCAGUGGCCUGACACGGCCUUUCAUGAACAUUUAUACAGGACAAUGAUUGAACUCGGACUUGAAAAUGAAUUAUUGGAGUAUGGAGGUUCAGAUUUGGUGUCCUUUCUGCAGAGUGCUGGCCGUAAGCCACUGCAAGAGGUCCGGGCUGUUGCUGGAGUAACAUCAACUACUCCGAUAGGUGAUUUUGAUUCACCUAUUCCUUCUAGUCACACUAAGUAUCUUGACCUUCUAGCCAGGUAUUAUGUCUUGAAGCGGCAGCAUUUCCUUGCUGCUCAUGUUCUAUAUAGAUUGGCAGAAAGGCAAUGCACUGAAGCAGAGGAUGCUCCCACUUUGGAGCAGAGGCAUCAAUAUCUUAGCAAUGCAGUUCUGCAGGCAAAAAGUGCGACUAGUGUUGGUCCUGUCGGUUCAACCACAAAUACUGUUGAUGAUGGUUUGCUGGAUAUGCUUGAAGCAAAACUUGCAGUUCUUCAAUUCCAAAUGAAAAUAAAAAAGGAGCUGGAGUUGAUAGCAUCAAGGUCAGAAAACUUAAUGGGCACUAAUGAAGCUCUUUCAAAUGACCCCUCUCUGCAAAGUAACCAAGCAGGUGAUGCUGAAAUUUUAAAGUCAGCUAAAGACAAGGCGAAAGAGUUAGCGCUGAACCUGAAGAGCAUUACUCAGCUAUACAAUGAAUAUGCUGUUCCAUUUAAGCUUUGGGAGAUAUGCUUGGAAAUGCUCAACUUUGCAAACUAUUCUGGAGAUGCUGAUAGCAAGAUCGUUCGAGAAACCUGGGCUAGGCUUCUCGAUCAAGCCCUUUCAAGAGGUGGAGUUGCAGAAGCAUGUUCUGUGCUCAAGAGGGUGGGGUCAAAUCUUUAUCCUGGAGAUGGAGCUUGCUUACCUUUAGAUACAUUAUGUCUUCAUCUUGAGAAGGCUGCUCUGGAACGUUUGACUUCAGGAGUCGAAUUAGUUGGAGAUGAGGAUGUCGCAAGAGCUCUUCUUGCUGCCUGUAGAGGUGCACCUGAGCCUGUAUUGAGCAUUUAUGACCAAUUGUUAUCAAAUGGAGCAAUUCUACCUUCACCAAAUCUGAGACUGCGUCUUCUACGAUCAGUCCUUGUGAUUCUUCGAGAGUGGGCUAUGUCUGUGCUUGCACAUAAUAUGGGAACUACAACAGCUGGGGCUUCCUUAAUUUUUGGGGGGGCAUUGUCCCUAGAGCACACCACAGUUGUAAAACAAGGAAUUCGGGACAAAAUCACUAGUUUGGCAAACAGAUAUAUGACUGAGGUGCGAUGUCUGGCCCUCCCACAGAAUCAAACUGAGCCUGUUUACCGAGGUUUCCGAGAACUUGAAGAAAAGCUGAUGUCCCCUUCUUCUUUUCAGCUAUUUUGAUGUCCUUAUCAUUAUUUGCGGAAUUUGUGUAAGUUAUCUCAGUGCAUGUAUUCAUACAAGAAUCAAAAUUUGUUUGUUAUCUAUGUGAAGAGGUCAGGAAUUCAGCAACUGCAUUUUUCCAUGUGUGAUAUGGUUCAGCUUUCUACACCUCCCACUAAGAUAAGCAAACAGGCAUUAUUCUA